Messenger RNA from Cucurbita moschata (crookneck pumpkin), 534 nucleotides. RefSeq lists its product as uncharacterized. Gene Ontology annotation, molecular function: cysteine-type endopeptidase inhibitor activity. The transcript is spliced from 4 exons. Bases 78 to 524 code for a protein of 148 amino acids. The record is from RefSeq and is a predicted model, not a curated record. NCBI's taxonomy places the organism in Eukaryota, Viridiplantae, Streptophyta, Magnoliopsida, Cucurbitales, Cucurbitaceae.
CCAAUCGUGUUGGCCGAUCCCUACUUGUGCUGCUAAUUCAGCAGAUUUUGAACUCGAUUCAAUACGUUAAUCUUCAAAUGACACCUACUGUCCAAGCAAACCAACCAAAUAAUCCCUAUGACUUAGAUUAUGACUCAGAUGACGACGAAUUGACUCCGGAAGAACUGAGUCGAUACAAUGAAGCUGCACUUGCGUCCGACGGUUUUGAUGUACCCACCUUACGGGAUAGUUCUGAAGUUGGUCUCAUUGUACCUGUAUCAGAGAAAUUACUAUCUAAACCACAUCUUCGAGAAUGUGCGCAGAAGGCUAUUAGUGAGUACAAUAUUGAAAAUGGAACCAACUAUGAGUUUGUGAAAAUUGCGAAAGCUACCCAUCAAGUUGCCUGGGGUCUCUUGUAUUACAUCACGUUUGAUGUCAAACAAAUUGGAAUAGAGUUUCUAACAACAACUUUCGAAGCUAAGGUGUUAUAUGCGAUUGAUGAUAGUAUGGAGGUAUACUUAUGUAGACCAAAGCGCUCUAGUUGAGCAUCUUUCU